Molecule: messenger RNA, 3413 nt
Organism: Chelonus insularis
Lineage: Eukaryota; Metazoa; Arthropoda; Insecta; Hymenoptera; Braconidae
Exons: 2
Coding region: 381-2249 (622 amino acids)
Source: RefSeq, a predicted model, not a curated record
GCCGUGGUGACUGUGACCCGCUGUCAGUUGCCCGAGCCCUGUGCCACGGUUAGGACCGUCACAUCAGUCUAAGGACUGAGGCAUCACAAGGAUUCGAAAGGCAGCCAAGGAAAUAAUUAUCAAAGAUUGAUAACAUCUAGUCUCAUUAUAAUUGGACCAAAUUCCAUCUGAAAAUAUUCAUUUCCAUGAAACGUUAAUAAAAUAAAGCAAUUGAAUAAACAAGAAAGGAAAACGCAUAUAAUAGAUUUGAAGUUAUAAGUAGUGAUAAUUGUGAAAAGUGAAAGAAAAAAAGGGAGGCCAUCGCUCAUGUCACGCCGCGCCUAAGGAUGUCCUGGUAGCGUAGGAGAAGGCAUCACUCCCCGGAGCGUCGCGAGAAAGAGAUGGCGUGGAGAUUAUCGUACGAGCGCACCGCAACGAGCACGAUACUUGUCCUGCUGGUACUGCUCAAUGCAGCACUUGUAUGGGAAGAAACGAGCGCAGCUCCAGCCAAAAGGAACGACAUCUUGGCUGGUACUGAAUUUUUAUCAGUCUUCAUCAACGGAGCAAUGGCUCCAACUCCUAGAAGAAGAGGAUUCAGACGUGGCCACGCGCCAUCAGACAAUGCAGUAGCUGAAUCUCGUCAAAACGAGGCAUCUAUUUACCGGAUAUCUCGGGCCCCUUCGAGUCCAAGGCCAACAACAUCGCGUCCGAGUCACCGAGAAAUCGGAGCGAGACUUUAUCCAAUUAGUCAUAAAUCCUCAGAGCAUCGACAUAAUUUUACUCCUGACGAUGUAGGAACGGAAGAUAUUGUUCGAGUGAAACCUUUGACUCCUCAGACUCAUCAUUAUCAUCAACAUAAUCAUCACCAUCAACAUCACCAGCAGCAAAUAAGAAGUAAUGGGACCAAACCUACUAGUAAAAGUGUGAAUAGAAAAGUCAUUGGAGUGAGCGUAACCUCGACGGUCGAGGCAACACCAUACAAGGUCAGGGUUGAACAUUAUGACAACGAUCAGCUAAGUGUGGUAACGAGACCACCUGUUGGAUCUUCACCCUUUUACACUUUAACAUCAGUUGGAAAUACCAAACCUUCAUCAGGAGCAGUUACAACUUCAAGUACAAUUUCUACAAGUACUUCGACAACAACUACUACAGUCACAACAACUAACAGGCCUGCUACAAGUAAAUUAACAUCUUCAACACCUCAUUCAGCUAAACUGGUUACUGAGGAGUUAAGUAACAUUGUUUCUGAAUCUAAUAGAAGUGAAUUCUCGGUUGAUGAAGAAUUACCAAGAACUAGUUGGCAUGCUAGAUCAUCAGUGACACCUGAACCAACUAUUUCUCAUCCAAUACCUUUUUCUACAUCGUCAAAUUUAUUUGUCAAGCUCAAGGAAGCGCCUAAAGAUUCUGUAGGGCUGGCAACGGGAUCAGAACCAGUAGAACAAAGCUAUGAGCUGCCAGAAGAAAAUUCUGAAACUUCUGAAAAUCAUAAUCAUGAUCAAGAAGAUGAUGUUCAUCUUCAUCAAGGUCGUAAGGCAGGUAGACAUUAUGAUGCAUCUUUAUUCAAUCAACCACCUAAAGUGUAUCCUCAACCCUCAAAAAUAUAUGGAAAACCAGCUCAAAUAUACAGUGAACCUGCUCAGAAUUAUGGUGAGCCAUCAAAAGUAUAUGGAGAGCCGGAAAAAAUUUAUAGUGAACCGGCUAAAAUUUAUUCAAAACCAGCUACAGUGUACAGUGAACCUUCAAAAGUCUAUGGUGAACCUUCCAAAGUUUAUAGUGAACCAGCAAAAGUCUAUGGCGAGCCGGAAAAAAUCUAUGGUGAGCCAUCUAAAAUUUACUCCGAACCAGCAAGAGUUUAUAGCGAGCCAGCGAAAAUGUAUUCUGAACCGGCAAAAGUGUAUGGUGAGCCUAGUAAAAUUUAUGGACUGGAUGGGCAACCAGUAAAUCAUGAGCCUGAAGAAGAGAACUAUGAAGUAGAUGAAGCUGUGAGUGUUGGAAGCAAUGGAAACGUUCAUGGUCCUCAAAUAGUAACUGAAGCGCCAAAUGUUCCAGCAGUUGAUGUCGUAGAUGGUCACAAGGUUGGUUAUGUUGAAGAAGGAAGAAAUUACAGAAAGUACAGAGUCGAAGAAAGAACACCUGAUGGAUUUAUCGUUGGCGAAUAUGGUGUUGUAAGUCAUGAUGAUGGAACUUUGCGUGGAGUAAGGUAUACUGCUGAUGGGACCAUCAAUCCUCGACUCAUUUACGAUGCUUUAAUGAAGUUUCUUGCUCUUUGAAAGCACUUUCUAGCUUGGAAUUUACUGCCUCUAAAAUAGCGGCAAAAUGAACGACUGAUUAUUAUUUUCUUCGCUCUUGCCAACUCAACUGCCUCAACUCGUAAUUUUAACUAGAUUCUAAGGAUUUCCCUUUCACCCUUGUAGACACGACCUUUUUCUUUAAGCAACAUAGCAAGAAUUUUUUUUUUUUUAGAUAAAUCGUUAAUAAUUCCCAUAAAUAAAAAGGCAUCAAUAACGGUCAAUUUCCCGAGGUCUCAUAUUACUGAAACACGAGAUGAAGUUUUCUUGUUAAUGCCAGACUUUAGUCUGCGAUAGUGAGAAAUGAUGUUCAAUCUACCCUUUCGCACGGUAGAGUCAUAUCGUGACUAGUUCUCACUCGAAAUACUCGAUAUGGAUUUUAUUAUAACGGAAUAAAUAGCACAAGUGUAUGAAGUUUCAUAUCUGAACCUAAAAAAAUGAUUCAAAGUAUUUUUGGUUCACUGAGUUCAAGUCUUAAGCUAAAAAAAGAAAUUAUCACAUUCAAUUCUUCUAUGUUAACUUAAUAUCCAGGUGAACAAGUUCAAUUUUUUUAUCUAAGUUAUUUUUUUCAAUUAAUUCUAAAGGACUAUAAUUUAAUCUAAAUUGACUUUUUGAGUCUGAGAAAAAAAAAAUAAUCAAAAGUGCCUUGUGUUACUUUUUAUAAAAUUUUAUAAAUAAAAUUGUCAUAAACACCUGCUGGUGUUUGAUGAAUGUUAAUUUUAUUCCAACUAAUUAUUGGUUUCAUUGAAUCAACUCUAAGUUUAUCAGUUCUAAAAUGAUGAGUUGUUUUAAUUGAAUGAAAUAAUCAAAUAAAUUUUAUAAUUUAUGGGAUGAUAAAUAAAAAUGUGUUAAUUUAUGUAUUAAAUUGAAUGAUAAACAAGCAUAAGUCAUAGCAAUAUUUUAGUCUUUAAGGUAGUAGAAAUGCUUCUGUGACGAAAAAGCGUUAACAUGCCAUGUAUAAAUGAUCAAAUAGCUGACUUGUCGCGGCAGCGUUUCUGCAAAUGCACUUGAGUGAAUCGAGUGAAUAUUAUGAUUUCAUUGUCAAUUAUUUACUCUACAAUAUAAUAGUUUAAGUAAAUUUAGUAUAAAAUAAGAUUAAAUCAUCUCAACAUCUGAAAUAUUUUCAGAUUCUUUCGGUCAGCGCCA